This is a messenger RNA of Neospora caninum, 1305 nucleotides long. Its product is annotated as tRNAbinding domain containing protein, related. Gene Ontology annotation, molecular function: tRNA binding. The record is from RefSeq and is a predicted model, not a curated record. The transcript has 9 exons. Bases 1 to 1305 code for a protein of 434 amino acids. Lineage: Eukaryota; Apicomplexa; Conoidasida; Eucoccidiorida; Sarcocystidae.
AUGGAGCUCCUCUACGAUUCGACGCCCGCUGGUCUCGCAACCGCCCUCGUGGGGCGCUAUGUUAAGCCCUGCCUUCUCCAGCGCCAGCCGCCGGUCCCCCUCUCUCUGUGCUUCAUGGGCACUGAGGCGAAGGCGUACCUGAAAGUCAACGAAGUCCGUAAUUCUGACACGAGUCGCCCGCAAUCCCAUCCUCCGUCUUCUCACGUUCCGUCGAUCGUAAAACCGCGCACCGCGGCGCAGGUGUCGCAGUGGCUGUCUUUCUGCUGCGAGAACAACUUCGCGAUUCGAGGCGCCUCGCUGUUCCAGAAUCUGCACUCUCACCUGGCUACACGGACUUUCUUCUGUGGAGAGCAUCUCACUAUCGCAGAUUUCGCCGUCUUCGUUUCCUGCUAUGCCUGGAUGGCCUCGGCUUCUCAGAAAGAACGCAUCCUGUAUUGCAACUUGACGCGCUGGAUGGACUACAUUCAACACCUUCCAGGGGUCAUGAACUCUGUCGACCAGCUCCCACUUCUCAAUCUUCUCCCUCCGCCUCAGACGGUUAGCGCGGCGCCGAGCGACGCUGGUGCUGCCUCCGCGCAGGCGGCGGCAAAGCAGCAAGCGGGCUGUGGAACCAAGCAAAGCAGCAAGAAAUCUGCAGAACCCCAAAUGAGUGGCGAGUGUCGGUCAAAUGAUGCCCCUAAGAAGAAAGGCGAAAAAGGGGCAGGUGGAAAUGACAAGAAAGGCAGUGGUCGAGCAAAACAGAGCACCGCCGGUUCGUCUUCGAACGGUGGAGCCGCUGCGGCAGAUUCCUCGCGCCCUGUGGAAGAUGUGACACGUCUCCGAAUGGUGGUGGGCCAGGUCAAGAAAGUCUGGAGGCACCCCGAGGCAGACAAACUGUACUGCGAAGAAGUGGACAUUGGGGAGUCAGGCCAGGUGCGGAUGAUCGCCUCAGGGCUGGUGCCCUACAUGAAGCCGGAGGAGCUGGAAGGUCAGAAAGUGGUCGUUUUGGCUAACAUGAAACCGAAGAAUCUCAGGGGCUUCGCAUCUCAUGGGAUGCUAAUUUGCGCGACAAGCAAGGACCAUUCCAAGUGUGAAUUGAUGCGACCACCACCCGACACACCUAUUGGGGAACAGCUUACCUUUGAAGGCCUUCAGGGUGAACCCGACCCCGUCAUGAACACCAAGGAAGGGAAGUACCCUUUUGCUGCUGUUCAGCCGCAUUUCUAUACUGAUGAAAAUCGCGUCGGAAUGUACAAGACACAUAGGUUCAUGACAAAGCAAGGGCCAGUCUUCUGUGACUCCAUUGUCGGAGGCACGAUUUCGUAA